AUGGAGAUGAGUACGGGACUUAGAGUGGAUCUCCUUGUCCUCCUCUUCGUCGUGCAAGGCUUGGCGGAAUAUCAUUCCACCUCAAAGGUGACUGGGACCGUUGGUGGGGUGGUCUAUCUCAGCCCCAGCGUGAAGAACCCAACCUCUUACUUCCAAAUCCACUGGCGCCGCAACAACACGGUGCGGCUCGCCAGUCGCUCCAACGGGGCCGAGGCUCAAUACCCCAACAACCUCUACAAGGGACGUCUGGAGCUCUUCCCCAACAAUACCCUGAAGAUCAGCAGCCUGCAGAUGAGCGACAGCAGCAUUUACCAGGUGUACCUGGAGGAUGAGACAGGCAAGGAGGACAUCGAGGCCAUCAGCCUGGAGGUCCACGACACCAUGGUGGAUGUGAUCAUGAACGACCCAGAGAGGUGCAGAUCCACCCUGAAGUGCUGUGUGGGGCUGGAAGAAGUGACCUAUGAAUGGAGCAGACCCGAAAAGACUGCGAUUCUCUCUCUUCAGCUAGAUGCCCUCAACUCCUCGGCAGAAAUCUGCACCUGCAAGGUCAGCAGUCCUGUCUCCUCCAACAACAUGUUCGUGACCUACAGACACCCCUGCUCCGGGUCAG
Messenger RNA from Acanthisitta chloris (rifleman), 610 nucleotides. Its product is annotated as CD48 antigen-like. Gene Ontology annotation, biological process: T cell activation. The record is from RefSeq and is a predicted model, not a curated record. Lineage: Eukaryota; Metazoa; Chordata; Aves; Passeriformes; Acanthisittidae. Gene Ontology annotation, cellular component: external side of plasma membrane. The transcript has 3 exons. The annotation marks the transcript as partial.